UUCAAUUAGAAGAUGAUGCUGGAGUGAGAAAGAUUAAUGAAGCCGUAAACUGGCUCCUUGAAUGCUUACAUUAUUUACACAAAGCAGAAAGCAUACCACACCUCCUAACUCACUUCUGCGAAUUUUCAGAAGCUCUUCUCUUAGUGAACAGUUUGAUAGAGAGGAGAAUUAUAGACAUCAAGGAUACCUUACACCAGCACCAUUUAUCAGAAACGAUGCAAACCUUCAGGAAAUGUGUUCCAAUGUUGUACACAGCAACUCAGAGCAACAUAAAACAUCCACAUAAUGAGCAAAUGAUUGCUUCGAAAUUGUAUAUUUUUGAUCUUGCUUCAAAAACAUUACAGGAAUUAAAAUGUUUGCUAAAAAAUGGACCAGCCAAACAAGAACUAAACAAAAGGCAAGGCUCAUUUUCUCAAGAUAUGAGCAGAUUGCAAAAACUUUUAUCCACUUCAAAUUUGAACGAGAUCAACUGCAGUGAUCUGGACUUACUCGUGGGAGCUGUUGUGUUCUUCUCCAUGUAUGUAGCUGAUUGUUCAAGACCAAAUAUAAAGCUGCGGCUGGUCAAGCACUGCCAGCAUCUCCUGGAAAAGAGGAAGAAGCUUUGUGACUAUCUCAGUGAAUUACAGGAAAGUUCAGGUAUUGGAAACAUACAUUGUCAACUACAACAACAAUGUGCAUCUAUGAAAGUCGAACUUAGCGAUCUAAGCCAACUCCUGGUUUCUAUUAUAUUCUAUCAAAUCUUAGAUGCUUUUACUGUUAAGGAUCCACUAAAGAGGUUGCUGAAGACUGCUCUGAAGAACAAUAAAAAAACAACUCUAUACACACAAAGUCUCAUUGCCUCUAAAUCUUUACAGCUUCUUCAAGCAUUUCAAAAUCAUGCAGAACAUCUACUGAAAAUAUCUAGUCUUGUGCUGGCUCUUUGUUCUCAAGAAAGAAAUGUAGAAGAAAUACAAAACUCAGUAGAUUUCUUGUGCAGAGUGAGGGAUGAAGUUGUUGAGUUCAUUAUAGACAAUAACCCAUGCUAUGAAACUAGAAUGUUUGAAAAGGCACAGUACAUUUAUCAGAAAUGGAUCCAGGCUACAGAAAGCCUUAUGAUCAGUUUUGACAGCAUGCUUACUGUGCACCAAUUUUUGGACCUAUCUAUUAAAGAGAUUGAAGUUAACAGGCAACACUGUGAGAAGCUCCUUAGAAGUCAGGAGCCUGAAAUCUUUCAGCAUCAUGGUGCUGACCUAUGCGAUCUGGCUGAACGUUUGUGUCAAGUUAUUAAUAGACAUGUUGACCAAAGUAAGGACCCCAUUUUCAGGAAUGGCCUAAGAGUUCUAGUCAGACAACUGGAAAGAUCCGUAAUUGAAACAAGGGAAGCUAUAAUGAAUUGUGUUGAAUCUAUUUCCUGUGUGGUAAAGCAAACGUCUUUCUUGGAGAAAAUGAAAAGGUUGUUUGAAUGUAUAAACAGUGUUAAAGAAGGUGUUAGUGGAUGCAAUCAUCCGGACCUUCUUAGUCCUUUACGAACAGAAGCUGUUCCAGUAGGUCAUAAACCUAUUAAAAUUGAUUUAAAUGAAUUUGAUCAAGUAAAAGAGGGGCAUUAUGAAAUCUCACAAGAGCCUACCAAGUGCUUAUCAUAUGAAGGAUAUCUGAGCAAACCUCUGCCUUUACCCACUAUAUCAAGAGAAUGUGUAAAUAGUAUUGUAAAUACUGGAAAGACAAAGCAAAUUUCAAACCUUCAACCACUUGUAGGUGAUCUUCUAUCAGCAGUAAAUCAGCUAAACUUGAAGGAGAUUAAUGUGCACAGUUCUACCCUUAUUGAAAUUGCAAGCAUUUAUCUUGAAGAAAUCAAAGAGUGCCUUCCACAGGCCAAUAUAUCUGAAAAGGACAUACAUAGGUAUAAAGAAGUUGAAUCUCUAAUAUUAAGUCUUGCUCACCUAACUAAGGAAGGAGACACAGACUCAGUUUGCAUGGGCAGACUUACUCAAACAGCAGUUUUACUUUCACAUUUUAUUGAAGAGAUUAAAACUCACCUUGUGUCCUUUGCAAGUUACUGGUAUAGCUUUUCUCACCAAUUGUUUUGCACCCCAACUCAGUUGAAUGCCAGCACCAAUAUCCAGAUAUUUAAUGGAAUUAUGCAGCACUUAUCAUUGAUUGUCCAGUCUUUAAGUGAACAUUUACUUAGUGGCCACGAUGGUCUGGAUUUUCCCACAUUUUCUGAAAAACAAGAAUCUCUCAUCAAAAUUCAUGUCAAGUUCUCUAAGUGCCAGGCUCUUGCAAAUCAAUUACUCACAAAAGUACUAUGCUUUAAAAUAAAACCUGAUACUCAAAAACUGGAAGAUAUUUGUAUACAGUGGUCAGUUGCUGUUCAACACUUAUCAAAAUGUGUAGAUGACUACAUUGGCAUUGAUAAUUUAUUCAUUUCUGAAUCAAUGGAUAUAGCAGAACUGAAUCUUUCUGAGUGCAAAAGUCUUAUUCUUUUAUGUGAAGCCUCUUUAUGGCUACAGGAAGCAUCUGCUCUCUCGGGUUCGAUGCUUACAGAAAACAAAGAUCAAAAAAACGUUGAACUUCUCAAGAAAGAGAUGGAUGCCCUGACAGAGUCAGUUCUGAAAAUGAGGGAUGAACUUAGUGAACCUAAAUGUGCUACCAAGCCAAAAAUGUUCCUUAACAUAGAGUGCAUGCUCCUCCAAAAGCACCUUAUGUUUAAGGCAAAAUUGCUUAUGCACCACCUAAAAAUCACGUAUGACGGAAAGCAUAAUUUACUUCAAAGAAUGGUAAAUUUAGUCUUAGUUAAAACCACAGACAAAUCUUUAAUAAGAGAGACUUUUGAAAACAAAGCUAAAUUGUUAGUUGGUAAUAUAACAUUAAUAAAAGACAGACUCAGCAUGGAUCUUUGCUUAGAAAAGAAAAACGACGUUGCAUUUUUCGUUGACCAUCUUUUUUUCCUUACAGGGGAUUUAGUAGCUAGAUUAAGGUUACUUAUAGACAAUCACAACAACUGGGAAAUGUUCAUGGUUAACGCCAUGUCUUUGAACUGGUUAGCAAAAGCAGACCAGUUAAUUUCACACCUUCAAUGUGAUGCAGAGAUAGAUGCAGUAACCUUAAUAUUUAUCAAAGAAUGCUUAGAAAUGUGCGACGAGUUAGAUAAUCAAAAUGCUAUCAUUCCCACUGUCCUUGAGAAUUUCAAAUCAGAUACAUCAAUACAAACAGUGACUAAAAAUAUGAAGUCACCUAGGACAGGCAAAGAAAUUGAGCAAAAAUAUUCAAGUCAUAGAGAACAAGAUGAGUCUAAUGAACAUAGCAGUAAUGCUAUUUAUGAGCAAAGUGCAUCCUGUGGCAAUGACAACAGUAAAAUUAACGACGGUAAUAAAAGUAAUUUAGAAAAUGAAAUAAAAUGUAAACAACAAAGUACAGAUGUAAAGGGAGAGUGGAUGAAAUUAAAUAAGGACCCAAAGAGCACUGUUAGAAAAAUGAUAGAAGCAUCCAACUCUGAACAAGAAACAGUAACUCAAGCCAAAUAUGAUAAGCCUUUUAUACAAGAACAAUCUAAGAUAUUUAGUGUGACCUUACAACAAGCAACCAAUGUAAAGUGUGAAAAAAAGGUUAGUGCAUGUAAAAUUAAUAGAGAACAUUUGGAAAUGACCACUCAGAUGGAAUCUAAAGUAAACAAUAAAACAUCUGAACAGGCUAUAAUGACACGACAAGGUGUGCUGAAGAAAAUAACCAGAAAAGAAUCAAAAAGAAUAAAAAGGCAGACAAUGCCUGAUGAAGUACAGAAGGAAGGAAUUCAUCUCCAUUCAAAGAUUCAGAGGGCAUAUACCAAAAGUGCUGGAAUGUGGAAACACACUUUCAAUCAGGAAUACAGAAAUCAAAAAACACUUGCAGAAAGUGAAACAAUACAAAAGCAAGGAACAAAUCAGGAAUCAAACAAUCAAGGAGUUUAUGCUGAAAACACAGCAAUACAAAUAGACGUGUCCAAUCAUGAAUCAAGAAAUCAAAUAACACUUACUGAAAGCAAAAAAACACAGAAAGAAUCAUCAAAUCAGGAAUCAAGCAAUCAGGGAGCUAAUGCUGAAAAUAUCACAAUACAAAAAGACGCAUCCAAUCACGAAUCAAGAAAUCAAAGAACGUGUAUAGAAAGCAAAAGCAUACAAAUGGAAGCAACUAAUGAAGAACCGAGCAACCAUGGAGCUAAAUCUGAAAACACCACAAUACAAAUAGAUACGUCCAAUCAGGGAUCAUUUGAUCAAAAAGGACCUUCACAUAGUACUGGGCUACCACUUAAAAUGCAAGUAGUGGUCUAUAGAGGGCAUGAGGAAAUCAAACAGGGGUCAAGGAAUCAGAAAGCACUUUCAGAAUGCUCUAAUGUUCCAAAACAAGUGAAUAUUCAGGAUUCUUUAAAACAAAGAACACAUAAAUUAACUCCUGGAAACCAGACGGAAAAAGUUGAACAGGGUUUAAAGAAUCACGAACAACAACAAUUAUUACUUUCUGACGGGCAAAAGGAAACAAAAAGUCAGGAACAAAAGAAUCUAAAAGGUCCUUCAGACUUUAUUGGGAUACAAACAAAAAUAGCAACGAGUAGUAUAAAGAGCAGAAAAACUCAUACUGUGCUUUAUAGAGGACACGCUGAAACGAUUCAUGAGGAAUUGCAGAACAAGCAGAAGGAAACAAGCAUUCAGGUAUCAAUAUGUCCGAAAACGGAUGUAGAUACUGUAGAAGAACACAAUGAGAAAUGUUUUAAAGAGUCACCCUGUGGGAAAAUAUAUUCCCCAAUAUCUCUUAGAAAAACAAAAACAACAAACCGGCAAUAUACCACUCAACAAACGCACAUGACACCAAUUACAGUAUCACAGGACACACUAAAUAAAGAACUAAAAGUAUCAAAAGCUGAAAGUUUAAUCAAGUCUAAGCUACUGCUGGCGCCUGCUGAACAUCUAAGGAAGACAUCUGUGAUUAUGGAACGUCAAAAGGCAAGCCAUACAUCAUUGGAAGACAUUGGUUGGCAUCCUCGCAAAAUGACGACAUGUGUUCUAGCUGCAGAAGUGGAGACAUGGGAGGGUGAGAGUAACACAAUUGUAAAAAUCACCAAGGAAAUGGCAGCACAAAUGUCUUACAUGGUACAGUACCUAAAUAGGAAAGGACCAAUACAGGUAUCCAUCUGAGAACUCUUUGGCAUUGGAAAGAGAAUUUGUCACUUUUUAAAUAACUUUUGCUUGAUACUUUUUUUUAAUUUCUCUUGCAAAAGUAUGGCUUACAGUGUUUGUUUUAUACCAUCCACCAUGUAUAGUUUUGUACUACAUAGCCUUACCCUCCCACCUUCACCCUACUAGUUCACGUGUAACUGGUGCACUUAUUUUUAUUUUUCAUGAUGGGAUCUAUUAAAACUCUUUUCACUUCCCUAAGAGAGGAGAAAUGGG
This is a messenger RNA of Rana temporaria (common frog), 5402 nucleotides long. RefSeq lists its product as uncharacterized. Gene Ontology annotation, biological process: cell migration; cell-cell adhesion. Bases 216 to 5147 code for a protein of 1643 amino acids. The transcript has 2 exons. Lineage: Eukaryota; Metazoa; Chordata; Amphibia; Anura; Ranidae. The record is from RefSeq and is a predicted model, not a curated record. Gene Ontology annotation, cellular component: adherens junction; catenin complex. Gene Ontology annotation, molecular function: beta-catenin binding; actin filament binding.